AUGUCCUUGCCACGAUGGUCGCAAUUUCUCCGGCCAGUCUUCCAGACUUCACCUCGUGUCCGCGCCUAUUCAUCUAAGCUCCCGUUCAAUUAUUUCUCCAUCUUCGGCAUGGCGAGCGCAGCAUCUUUUGGGACAGGGCCGUUCCCGGCGACACCGUACAAGCCGACAUACGACACCUGGCCAUACGAAGAGUCUGAUUUUGUGCGCUAUGAUGAGAAUGAUGACGGUGUUUUCUAUCGCCAACCAAGACUCGUUACACAUAUCGACGACCCGAGCAUAGCGCGGCUGUCAGAGUACUACAGCACGGUACUACCUACCAAAGGUCGUAUCAUGGACAUGUGCACUUCUUGGAAAUCGUUCUACCCUUUCGAAUUCAAAGAAGCCGUGCAGCGCAAAGAGCUCGAGGUGUAUGGUGUGGGCUUGAACGCAGAAGAGAUGAAACUCAACGGCGCACUCAAGGAAUGGAGAGUACUAGACCUGAACAAGGCACCACAUGAUGUACGUGCAGGAUGGGACGAAGGGGAAAAGAUGAAGUUUGAUGCUACUACAUGUGUCGUCAGCAUCGAUUAUCUCAACAAACCGCUCGAGAUAUGUCGCAAUUUGCUGGAUGCCACGAACGAAGGCGGAAGCGUGCACUUAGUCAUCAGCAACCGAUGUUUUCCGAACAAGGUCGUGCGAAGGUGGAUGAUGUUGUCAGAACAGCAGCGCUUAGAGUUUGUUGGAGGUGAGUAG
Messenger RNA from Parastagonospora nodorum SN15, 732 nucleotides. RefSeq lists its product as hypothetical. The transcript has a single exon. NCBI's taxonomy places the organism in Eukaryota, Fungi, Ascomycota, Dothideomycetes, Pleosporales, Phaeosphaeriaceae. The coding region runs from base 1 to 732 and encodes 243 amino acids. The record is from RefSeq and is a predicted model, not a curated record.